Molecule: messenger RNA, 462 nt
Organism: Alternaria alternata
Lineage: Eukaryota; Fungi; Ascomycota; Dothideomycetes; Pleosporales; Pleosporaceae
Exons: 1
Source: RefSeq, a predicted model, not a curated record
UCCGGUCAUCUGCCGCUCGAAGAAAUCGCUUACACGCCUUCUGCUCCAACAAAGCACUCACCUAGACCCUCACCCCAGCUCACCGCUACAGCAAAGGCUGGCAUUAUCGCUGCCUCCAUUGCUGUUUUCGUCAUUCUACUUCUACUCGUACUCGAGUACACCUAUCUUCGACGAAAACGACGGGAUCGCGACUUAGAACGAGCGAUCGAUGAAGUGGACGAUGGAACUGAGCUGAAGGAAUCCACGGCAAGCGAAAGCAAGGAGAACAUGGUACUCGAGAGCAGAGUUGAGAUAGUUAUCGAAGAAGAGCAGCGUAGUGAGAGUGAGAGUUGGGACGGGGAAAGCCAGUGGGACGUUGGUACAGAUGGGGAAGACAGUGAUGGUGAUCUUGGUGAAUGGGGGAGGGGAGGGAGAUGGGAGACAGGGAGAAACGGUAUGAGCCUAUCACGAACAGAAAGCUGA